GCGGCGGCGGCGGUGGCGGCGGGGACGGCGCUGGUGCUGUCAGUUAGGCCGUCGGAGCAAUGGGAGACCCGGGGCCGGAGAUAAUAGAAUCUGUCCCUCCAGCUGGGCCUGAGGCAUCUGAAUCAACAACGGAUGAAAACGAAGAUGACAUUCAGUUUGUUAGUGAAGGACCAUUAAGACCUGUUCUUGAAUACAUUGAUCUGGUCAGCAGUGAUGAUGAUGAGCCUAGCACCUCUCAUAGUGAUGAAACUCUGACCUCUUCUGAGGUCAAGGAGGAUUUACCUGUAGAAUCUUCUUCAGCUACACAGAAUGGACAAGAUGCCAUCCUCUAUCUCCAGACACAGGUAGCUGAGAUGUCUCGAGUGAUUGAUCUGCAGUCCAGGAGCUGUUUUAGAUUUCAUCAUUCUAGGCCAAGUGAGAACUCCUCCGUUCCUUGGGACAUCUCCACCUCUAAGGAAGAAAAUUUAUCCACAGUUGAAGAAGAAACAGAUUGCAAAUCUCCAUCAGCUGAUGACAAAGGGCAGCCAGCUGAUCCCAGCCAAUCUCGUUUCACAGGUCUUUUGAAGAGAAUGGAACAAAGAGGUGUCAUAAAGAGAGUAACACUACAAUCUGAAACAGAAUCAUGUGAAGGGAAGCCUGAGUGUGUGACCUCUAAAAAACGAUUAGUUCCUCCACUGCAUCCUCUUCUGAGGAUUGCCACCACUGAGGUUUUUAAAGAUCCUGCUGAUUGCCAUCAUUCUUCCUUCAUGGGACACAGGGUAUAUCCUGUGGCCAAGGAUACAUCUCCUUUUCAACCAAAUCCACCAGCUGAGGGCCCCAUUGUAGAAGCGUUAGAGCACAGCAAAAGAGGAAAUACAACAUCACCUCUGGAUGCUACCUCAAAAGAAAUGGAAGUCAUGGGUUGUAGGUUUUACCAUGCUGCCUCCAUUGCAGCUCGGGCUGCUAGCUACAUGGCCUAUAUGACUCAAUAUCAGCGUAAACUCUGGGAAGACAUGGAAGAUCUGGUCCAUGAUCCAGAGUUUGAUCGUGGAAAAGCAAGAUGUAUAACAUCUGAUGGUAUGGAUGCAGGCCUUUGGCAGCUUUGUACUACUAGGGACAUAAUGGACUCUGUAGUUAGAGUUAUGGCCAUGGCAGUAGACUACAGAAGGCAAGCCUGGCUCCGACUUACAUCUCUCACUAAGAAACCCCAGGAGAAGAUCUCUCAUUUGCCCUUUGAUGGUUCUUCCCUUUUUGGACAAGAUGUAAAAGCUGUUAUUGCAGAAGAAAACAGUAUAAAAGAAAAUGACUAUAAAGAUCACAAUAAAUAUUAUAACCAGCAUCGUUAUUUUUAUAGUCAUGACCAGAAAGCACAUUAUCAUAAUAGAGGAUACUCCAGAGGGGAUUGGUACAAACCUCGAAACCACCCUUAUAGAUACAGAAAGAAGGGAGAGUCUCCAGAACGCCAUGGGUACAAGAAUUGAUAACCUGUUCAAGUUCAGCAGACUAGUCAUCCAAGAUCCUAACUAUUUACUUGUUCAUUCACAAACAGGAUCUACAGGUAGGAAGUUACCUCAAAAACUAAAUGCAUGUCUGGAGUGACCACAGCUGACAUUUGAAUUCUAGACUUCUGGAAUGAAGUAUAUGAAUAAUAGAGUUAUUCUUUAUUGGCCAAGUGGGCGGUGGAGACUUUCUUGUAAGGAAAGUUGGACAAAGGUUUGUUCAUUAUUUCU
Molecule: messenger RNA, 1709 nt
Organism: Nycticebus coucang (slow loris)
Lineage: Eukaryota; Metazoa; Chordata; Mammalia; Primates; Lorisidae
Source: RefSeq, a predicted model, not a curated record